Pseudogymnoascus verrucosus is the source of this 3902-nucleotide messenger RNA. RefSeq lists its product as uncharacterized. Gene Ontology annotation, cellular component: SIN/MEN two-component GAP complex; mitotic spindle pole body. NCBI's taxonomy places the organism in Eukaryota, Fungi, Ascomycota, Leotiomycetes, Thelebolales, Thelebolaceae. The transcript has 2 exons. Gene Ontology annotation, molecular function: GTPase activator activity. Bases 603 to 3728 code for a protein of 1041 amino acids. The record is from RefSeq and is a predicted model, not a curated record. Gene Ontology annotation, biological process: regulation of Ras protein signal transduction; mitotic spindle orientation checkpoint signaling.
CGCUAAUCGAUUGUAGAUUGCGGGUGGCCGGGGACCUUGGCCUGUGCCCCCAGUACUGCGCCCGCCCUGAUUGCCAGAUUUUGCGACGCGAACAUACCAACCUCACCAUUAUUCCGAGCUGUACCUGACACUCCCACACAACCUUCGACAACUCAACAACCUCGACCACCACGACUACGACUAACAUACAGCAUACAGCGACAGCGAUACAACCAGCGAUUUCUAUAGACCUACUACAUCCAUUGCGCAACAACCUCCACGACUGAACGACUCCGUUGCGGCUGCCUGCGCCAUUCGAAUUUACCCACCAAACAACCACCAUCAUCGAUCGCGUUGAACACCCACAGAGCCAGCAAACGCGCGACAAUUACCUCACAGACACGAUAAUCCGAAUCAGCAAACAUCAAUUGUGCACAUAACCUUGAUCUUACGCCUUCCGAACCCCCGCCUUGUUCGCUUUCCGUCAUGAAUCUCAACACUCGAUCGCGAUUGUGAACGUCAUUGCCAUAGUUCGGAAUUUUGUGGACCAACAGACCACGGACAGGAACAACAAAUUACUACUGAAAGGAGGAGGAGCGGCUUAGACCGAAUAGGUCCGCAAGAUGUUACAGCUGAAGCCACGACAGGUGGUGGAGGAGGCUGUGGAGAACUGGGACGAUGACGACUUGGACAUUGGAGGAGACGACUUUACAUUCCCGAGCAGGACCGUGUCCAUAGCGACAAGUGCCGGUCUAUCACACCACCGAGAGUCUAUUUCAUCGCGUCUUUCCAUUCGCUCCGACUUUGACUCGAAUUUCGGAGACGAGGAACGUCAGGUGCAGGUACCCGGCGACGACGAGAGGUCCAGACACGAUGCUAUUGCAGCAGCAACUAGGGCUGGCAUCCCACUGCCACAGAAUGUUCCGGCGUCAGCACUUAUGGGAGGGACGAUAAAGCGCUUAGGCGGAAAGAAGGUGAAGAAGGUCAUACAGCAGGACGACUGGGACGACGAUCUUGAGCUACCAUCCAUUGGAGGAAAGGGAUUCCAGAUCAAGAAGCACGAUCCGAGCGAGUUCCCUGAUGCUCUACGACAGGUCAGCGGCCAGUCCGGCUCGGCGACAAACGAGUUCAGCAGCCCUGAGUUUUCCAAGUUUGACGAAUUCGACAAAUACGCUACCAUCAGGCCAAAGACUAACUCUGGCCACCUCAACCUGGACCAAUUCCGAGAUGGAGACGAUGAUGAUGAUUUCUUUGGUGGGGGAGGUGGCACUAUCAAAGUCACGAAGAAGCGCCUGGUGAAACCCGUCACGGUCGUUGUUCCACCCACUCCGGUGAAACCGGGGUCCAAAGAAGAUGAUGAUUUCGAGAGCGACUUCCAAUUACCAUCCGACGGCAAACCACUGAGACUAUCUAUCGGAAAGGAUAUCCCCAAAACUCCGGCAAGCUCACAAGACGAGUUUGACGAGUGGGGUGAGGGAAGCCUCGGAACGAGAUUUGGAGGAACCCGGAGAUCCGAUGGUCGGUCAAAUAGAAGCUCUUCCGCUUCCGCCCUCAGCCCAAGUGUGUCCAGCUCUAUUACAAUUGAGAGCGAGGAUGAAGGCCUCGAUGGACUUGUUCUUCCAACCGGCCCAUUUAACUUCGAGGAUAUCCUGAAGAAGCGCCAAGAAACUCAAUCACCCGAACACCAGGAGGCCCAAACCCCAGCCGCAAAGCCUGAAUCAACCAGACCAGCUGCAGCUCGUCUUUCAUCGAAAGAUGACUUCCUCUUUGGCCUUGAAAUUGGCGAUGGCGAUGUCUUCAAUUCGGGCCGUUUGACCCAUAACCGCAAUGUGAAGGUCAAGACAAGCCGACCAAUGAGCCCGCAACGACCAAAGACGGCAGUUUCGUUGAAAUUCACAGAUAAACCAUCACCACCCGUGGGCUCCUCCUCAAGGCUUCCCCGACCCCUCGGCCAUGAGAGACAUGCUUCUAAUCUCGAUCCCGUUUCGGAGAGUGGAGGUCCCAUGUCGGCUCAGGUUAAACGAACACAUUCCAGGCUGGGUCAUUCUUCGCAGUCUUCCGUUAGCAGCAUACCAACACCCGCCACCCCCACCUCUGUACAAUCUCUGCCACCAUUAACACCACGCCGACGUGAUCUCACACAGAAGCCAUCGCUCAAUGCCCUGCGCAAUGAACCAACGACGACCAAUGCUCAACUUCUCAAGUUGAAGAGGUCGAUGCCUAUUAUAAGACACACCAACUCACCCGCAAAACCCGCGAUACAUCGUUACGACAGACCCCCUUCCCGAACCGACUCAAACAGUAGACCGAAUUCAAUUAUUAGGCCCAAGACUCCAGUUGACCGGGAUCGAUCGGGCGCGGAUAGCAGCAUGUCUCAUGCGAGGCGAAACCCAGUUCCGUUCCUACCAGCUGGGAACUCGACCGCACAGUCUCAUCAUGUUACAAUCAAAACUUCCCGCCACUUCCGUCAAAAUGACUCGACUUCCUCGAUUACUAGUGACUACAGGUCGUCGUCUCGUGCCAUGUCUCGAACAACAGUAAGAUCUCCGAGUCCAAAUCGCGCUCGGCUAAGAAACCCUGAGGCAUUGGCUCGGGAAGCCGCCUCAAAGAGACAAGUUACGAAGCCUAGCAAGCAACGUCACUUCGGUGAUGGGCGUGAGUUGGAUGGGUUUGAUGAUCUGCCUACAUCUCAGACUAUUGAGCAGAAGUACAUUAAACAACCUAUCGGCCGAGGACCACCAAAAGCUCUCAUGCGGAACAAGGUUUAUCAGAACACCAUUCCUGAUAGGAGUGUCUCGACGACGCCUCUGCCUGGUCCAUACUCGCCCGCGAGAUAUGAGAACAACCGUUAUGAGAACCUGCCGAGAUACACACGAGACACAAAUGCGAGUCGCAUGGCUAGAGAGCAGGUACUGUCUCAGCGCGCACCAUCGUCGCAGGGUGGUCCUUUGUCUACCCUAACGAACCAAUGGAAGGCUCAAAUUGCAGCGAAGUCAAACCUCCAGGCCACCCGCCCGCCGCAAUCACUUCGAACAAAGAAGAGCAAGCCGGUGCAGCAGAGACCUCACCUCAUCAAGCCACUCAGCGACACCAGCAAAACCACAAAAUCCGUCAAAGGAAUGACCUACAACCCCACAACCUACCUCUGGGAAGGCAACGAAAACGACCUCUCCCCCUUCGACGCCCCCAUCGACUCCCCCACCCCCUCCACCAUCCCCCCACACCUCUUCCGCGAAAAAGAAUCCUCCACCCCACGCCCGGCACUCAUCACAAACAUCAACGCCUCCCAAGGCGUCCAAGUCGUCGGCGGCAUGGUCUUCGACCCGCAACGCAUGUGCUGGCUCAAAGUCCCGCACCAAAAACGCGGGAAAUCCCUCUCCCGCAACGCCUCGGAGGGGGGGGACACAAUGGAUGGCUUUGACGCCCUCGAUGACGAGGAAGAGGAUGUCUUCAAAGACGUCCCGGAUCUGGAAGAUAAACCCUCCGCUUCCUCGCCCAGCAGGGACGCGCAUGAGUCCGGCGCAGGAGGCAGGUCGCGCAAGAGCGGCGGCACGGAUGGUGGUGGGCUCAAGGACGACUGGCUCGUUGGGGAGGAAUUCGAUGUUGGUCCUGAGUUUGUGCGACGACAGCGAGAGGAGGAGGAGAGAUGGAAGAGGAAGGUUGAGAAGUGGAUUGGCAAGGACCGCGAGGUCGUGGAUCGGGAGAGUAAUUGGCGCUGGCGCAUUAGGGAUGUGGUGAACCAGUUGUAAGAGAUGAGUGAUGAUGAUGAGCUUCUGCUGAGUGCGGAGGCGGUUUGGAUAUGGAUAUGAUAGAAUAGGGCUGGGCUGCAGAGCUCGGGGCGGGGGGGUAUGUGGCAUUUUUGCUGUGUGCGUAUGCUUGGUUGUUGCUUGUUGGAUGCUUUUUUUGCUUGGGAUGAAUAUGGG